Drosophila innubila is the source of this 955-nucleotide messenger RNA. RefSeq names its product protein takeout (gene Jhbp3). The transcript is spliced from 3 exons. Bases 106 to 849 code for a protein of 247 amino acids. The record is from RefSeq and is a predicted model, not a curated record. NCBI's taxonomy places the organism in Eukaryota, Metazoa, Arthropoda, Insecta, Diptera, Drosophilidae.
CGAUUUGUCGACGGUUACUUAAACCUCACACCUCAGAUUCUAGCGAGAACACUGAACGGUUCUUCAGUUUACUAAAACAACAUAAAAACGCAUCCUUAGCCCAAAAUGGAGUCCAGAUUAAUUACAGCCGCAAUUCUCGUCUGCUUCCUUGGCAUCACCUGUGCUGGCAAUAUGCCUGACUAUAUUAAGAUAUGCCAUCGCAACGAUCCCGAACUGUCCAAAUGUGUGAAGCAAAGCGUGCACAAUCUGCGACCGUAUUUGGGCAAGGGUAUCAAGGAUCUCAAUGUGCCCGCUCUGGAACCCCUCUACAUCGGUGACCUCAGCAUACUUGAUGCCAGCUCGGGUGGCAUUACUGUCAAGGCCAAGAAGCUGAACAUCUAUGGUGCAUCCAACUUUGAGAUUACCAAAAUGAGAGCGUCCUUACAGAACCAGAGAUUCGACUUUGAGCUGAUUCUGCCGCAACUGCAAGGAGAUGGUCAGUACGAGAUUAAUGGCAACAUUCUGGCGCUGCCCAUCAAGGGCAACGGACCCUUUGUAGGCAACUUUACCAACUUUGUGGCCUAUGUGCGAGUCACUUACGAUGUAAAGAACGUCAACGGCAUUGAAUACCUUGACAUCAAGGAGUUUGCACUGAAGAUUCGUACUGGAAAAGGUCGUCUGCGUCUCGAUAAUCUCUUCAAUGGCGACAAAGUUCUUGGGGAUGUGAUCAACCAGACAAUCAAUGAGAACUUUGAUUUAUUCACUAACGAAGUAAUAGCGCCCAUUGCUCGGGCAUUGGAGGUCAAGUUCAAAGCAAUCGCUACCAAAAUCAUCGAAAAUUUUACAUAUAAUGAGCUGUUUCCUGUUUAAUUGAAAAACGUGCUUAGAGUUAAAUGCAAUCGCUUGUGAUACAGUUAAUUUCAUUAUUUUAGUAUAAAUAUAUCUCUCAUAAAUAAACUUUAAAGGAACAUAAAAA